This is a messenger RNA of Anastrepha obliqua, 2214 nucleotides long. It is a transcript of the gene Idh3g, whose product is annotated as isocitrate dehydrogenase [NAD] subunit gamma, mitochondrial. The transcript has 8 exons. Bases 108 to 1310 code for a protein of 400 amino acids. NCBI's taxonomy places the organism in Eukaryota, Metazoa, Arthropoda, Insecta, Diptera, Tephritidae. Gene Ontology annotation, biological process: tricarboxylic acid cycle; isocitrate metabolic process. The record is from RefSeq and is a predicted model, not a curated record. Gene Ontology annotation, cellular component: mitochondrion.
CUUCGAUUUUGAAGCAGAAGUGCGGUCACCGAAAAAUAUUUGGCCAAGUAGAUUUUGCAAAAUAAUUGAACCCUUAAUAAUUAGGUAAAGUUGUAAAAUAUAUAAAAAUGGCCUUACGUUUUACACAGCGUUUAUUGCAAAAUCAAGUACCGUUUUUAACGCGCGGUUAUCCGCUGUUAGUGACCAAAGAAAAAACCGAAGAUGUAGCACACACAAAAUCGGCGCUUCAGAAAAAGUGGACGGGUGUUGAUAUACCAUCUGCGCAAUAUGGCGGACGUCACGCUGUCACAAUGCUACCAGGGGGCGGUAUCGGUCCAGAACUAAUGCAUUACAUUCGCGAGAUCUUCCGUUUCGUUGGGGCCCCGGUCGAUUUUGAAGUAAUAGAAAUUGAUCCUUCCACCGAGGGUAAUGACGAUUUGGAUUAUGCCAUUACUUCGAUCAAGCGUAAUGGUGUUGCCAUUAAGGGUAAUAUUGAAACAAAAUCGCAAGGCUUGGAUGAGGUUUCCCGAAAUGUCGCCAUUCGUAAUGAACUGGACUUGUAUGUAAAUGUCGUACAUUGCCGUUCAUAUCCCGGUAUUCCCUCCCGUCACAAGAACAUAGAUGUUGUGCUAAUUCGUCAAAAUACCGAUGGUGAGUAUGCUAUGCUCGAGCAUGAAUCAGUGCGCGGGGUGGUAGAAAGUAUGAAGGUCGUAACUGUGGAAAAUGCUGAACGAGUGGCACGUUAUGCAUUUGAAUACGCACGACAGAAUAAUCGAAAGAAGGUGACUACCAUUCAUAAGGCCAAUAUUAUGAAAUUAUCUGAUGGGCUCUUUCUCGACGUGGCCAAACAAGUACAUAAGGAUUAUCCUGAGAUUGAGCACAACAACAUGAUUAUUGAUAACACAUGCAUGCAAUUGGUUUCCAAUCCACAUCAAUUUGAUGUCAUGAACAUGACCAACUUGUAUGGCACUAUCGUUUCCAAUGUUAUUUGUGGUUUGAUUGGCGGUGCCGGUCUGCUUUCGGGCGCAAAUUACGGCGAUCAUUUUGCCGUUUUCGAACCCGGCACCCGUAACACUGGUACAGCUAUUGCUGGUAAGAACAUUGCCAAUCCAGUAGCCAUGAUCAAUGCCAGCGCAGAUAUGUUAAACCACUUAGGGCACAAGGAGCAUGCGCGUGUCAUCUAUGAGGCGACCUACGAAACUGUAGUUAAUGAUGGAAUUCGCACACCAGAUUUGGGAGGCACCGCCUCCAGUACCGAUGUAGUGGAAAAUAUUCUUAAGCUUUUGGCCAACAAGCGCGUGAACUGGCCCCAAGGACAAUAUCGCGAUUAAGUUAAAAACCAAAAUUAAUUCACCUUAGGAAAAAUUUAUAUAAUUUUACAAAACCCCGGAUUAAUGCCGAUAUUUGACUGCUGUUCAUAUGUAUUAUGUAUAUUUAUAUAUGUUUAACAACUCCAACUGCAUUAGGAGCCAAAAAGUUAACCGCCAGCACUUAAUCCACAGCAACUAAGCAAAUUGGUACAAAUGUUGAAAAAUUAUAAAAUUUGAAAAAACCAAAAAAAUUAGGAUGCCCAAAUCAAAAUCCAAAUUAUACGCCUAUCCGCCAAAAUGCAGUAUAUUGUUGUUAAAUCCGCCCGGCUCGAUGCCCAAACCUCAGCCCGAUCGUGCUCUACUAAUGCAAAAGCGUGUCACCUCUGUAACUCCUUGUGUUGCGUGUCAGCGUAAAAGAGUAAUAGAGCAGCAGAUUCCCAAUUGGAUACUUGGAUACUGGUGUGAAAAAUCUGCACAACAGAACACAGCUUGGCUUUUGCGUGGCGAAAUAGCUUCUGCACGUUUUCUUUUUUGUUUCUACUGGCCUCUAUCAGAGUUUUCCCUUGCAAUAUAACCCUGAGAACAUGACUAAAUAAAUAUUUAAGCAAUAUUUUUAAUGUAAAUUUGUUUGUUGCCAUCUCUUUAUAGUUUUAAAUUGUACUACAAGAUUUUGAUUAAUUCUCAUUUUCCGCUUAUUGUGCUCUUAACGUAUACAAAGAGAAAACACUACAUAUUUUUAUGAAUCAAUGUACUAUUAUAUAUUUUUACUUUUUUGGUUUUUCAUAAGAAAAAAGCUGCUAAAUUAAUUUAUUUUUAUCCUAUGGUAAUUAGAUAAAAUGUAUCCCUUUUAAUAUAUUAAAAUCUCAUAUGAUGAGCAAAAACAGCCUUGUUCGCAUUAAUAAAGUAGUUGUAAACGAAACCUUUA